Messenger RNA from Acanthamoeba castellanii str. Neff, 462 nucleotides. RefSeq names its product Prokumamolisin, activation domain containing protein. Bases 1 to 462 code for a protein of 153 amino acids. NCBI's taxonomy places the organism in Eukaryota, Discosea, Longamoebia, Acanthamoebidae. The transcript has 2 exons. The record is from RefSeq and is a predicted model, not a curated record. Gene Ontology annotation, molecular function: endopeptidase activity; tripeptidyl-peptidase activity. Gene Ontology annotation, biological process: proteolysis.
AUGAGCGUCGCCAUUCCGUCUCGUCUCGUCCGCAAGCACUCCUUCUCGGAGAACAGGGGACCCGCUCCGGCCAACCACCACCUCACCAUCAACGUCGUACUUAAAAUUCAGAACGCCGAGUGGCUCGAGAAGAAGUUGAAGGAGGCGAGCGACCCGGACAGCCCCAACUUUGGCAAGUACGCGACGAUGGAGGAGAUCAACCGCCUGACGGAGGCGCCGGCCGAGCACAUGGAGAAGGUGGUGGCGUGGCUCGAGUCACACGGCGUGGAGCACAUCAACACGCGCUCGAACGACGUCCAGUUCUCGGUGACCGUGGGCGAGGCCCAGCGCCUGUUCAACGCCAGGCUCGACAAGUUCGGCAUCCCCAACGACGGCGACAACACCUUCAUGGUCCGCCGCGCCGGCGAGCUCCAGAUACCCGAUGACCUCAAGGACGUCGUCGACUUCGUCGUCGGCAUCUAA